This is a messenger RNA of Glarea lozoyensis ATCC 20868, 1320 nucleotides long. Its product is annotated as P-loop containing nucleoside triphosphate hydrolase. The coding region runs from base 1 to 1320 and encodes 439 amino acids. Gene Ontology annotation, biological process: proteasome-mediated ubiquitin-dependent protein catabolic process. NCBI's taxonomy places the organism in Eukaryota, Fungi, Ascomycota, Leotiomycetes, Helotiales, Helotiaceae. Gene Ontology annotation, molecular function: ATP binding; ATP hydrolysis activity; proteasome-activating activity. The record is from RefSeq and is a predicted model, not a curated record. The transcript has 4 exons. Gene Ontology annotation, cellular component: proteasome regulatory particle, base subcomplex.
AUGCCUAGCGCUACUGGAGCAGAUUGGCAGAAGUAUACGAAGAAAUUCGCAGAUGACGAGAUAGAAGAGAAGAAGAUCACACCUUUGACUGAUGAGGAUAUCCAGGUGCUCAAAACAUAUGGCGCAGCCCCAUACGCCGCCGGUCUGAGGAAGCUCGAACAGCAGAUAAAAGAGAGACAGAAUAGCGUCAAUGAUAAGAUUGGUGUCAAGGAGUCAGAUACCGGUUUAGCUCCACCUCAUCUUUGGGAUAUUGCCGCCGACCGACAGCGAAUGUCAGAAGAACAACCAUUACAGGUCGCGAGAUGUACAAAAAUCAUUCAAGAUGACAAGGAUACCGAGAAGAGCAAAUAUGUUAUCAACGUUAAGCAGAUAGCAAAGUUCGUGGUGAACCUCGGGGAUCGUGUCAGUCCAACAGAUAUCGAGGAGGGAAUGCGUGUUGGUGUCGACCGAAACAAGUACCAGAUUCUAUUGCCUUUACCGCCAAAGAUCGAUGCCAGCGUUACAAUGAUGACAGUCGAGGAGAAGCCAGAUGUUACAUAUGGUGAUGUAGGAGGUUGCAAGGAACAGGUGGAAAAGCUCCGAGAAGUUGUCGAAAUGCCACUUCUAUCGCCAGAACGAUUCGUAAAUCUCGGUAUUGAUCCACCAAAAGGAGCGCUUCUAUACGGCCCUCCAGGAACUGGAAAGACUCUUUGCGCUCGAGCCGUUGCAAACAGAACAGACGCUACAUUUAUCAGAGUUAUUGGUAGUGAGUUGGUUCAGAAAUACGUAGGAGAGGGUGCGAGGAUGGUCAGAGAACUUUUCGAAAUGGCCCGGACGAAAAAGGCAUGCAUUAUUUUCUUCGAUGAAAUUGAUGCUAUUGGAGGUGCUCGUGUUGAUGAUGGAGCUGGUGGAGACAAUGAAGUCCAAAGAACUAUGUUGGAGUUGAUUACACAGUUGGACGGUUUCGAUGCUCGAGGUAACAUCAAGGUCAUGUUUGCCACCAACAGACCUUCGACACUUGAUCCAGCUCUCAUGAGACCCGGACGUAUCGACAGAAAAAUCGAAUUCUCCUUACCCGACCUGGACGGACGAGCGAACAUCCUCCGAAUUCACGCCAAGAGUAUGUCCGUGGAGCGAGACAUCAGAUGGGAACUGAUCUCACGUCUUUGCCCCAACUCAACCGGUGCCGAGUUAAGAAGUGUGUGUACCGAGGCUGGUAUGUUUGCUAUCCGUGCCCGACGGAAGGUUGCAACCGAGAAGGAUUUCUUGAGCGCUGUCGACAAGGUUAUCAAGGGUAACUUGAAGUUUAAUUCUACUGCUACCUACAUGCAGUACAAUUAG